Xiphias gladius (swordfish) is the source of this 1048-nucleotide messenger RNA. RefSeq names its product protein SET-like. Bases 146 to 958 code for a protein of 270 amino acids. Gene Ontology annotation, cellular component: nucleus; chromatin. Gene Ontology annotation, molecular function: histone binding; chromatin binding. Lineage: Eukaryota; Metazoa; Chordata; Actinopteri; Istiophoriformes; Xiphiidae. The transcript has 8 exons. The record is from RefSeq and is a predicted model, not a curated record. Gene Ontology annotation, biological process: nucleosome assembly.
CGUGCGAAGCUGCGCUCAUUCCCCCCUUAUCGUGGGCUUCAAGACACGCUCUGUGUAAGGUGGAAGUAACUUUUAUCCCGCAGAGAGGAGUUCUAAACCACCCCGGACAUACAUCUGGUCCAAAUAGUCACGGCAAACGAUAAACAUGUCGGCCUCAUCGGCGAAAGUCAGUAGGAAGGAGAAUUCAAAUCACGACGGAGCGGACGAGACCUCUGAAAAAGAGCAACAGGAAGCAAUUGAACACAUUGAUGAAGUACAGAAUGAAAUUGACAGACUGAACGAACAGGCAAGUGAAGAAAUUUUAAAAGUAGAGCAGAAGUACAACAAAUUACGCCAGCCAUUCUUUCAGAAGCGAUCAGAACUCAUAGCCAAAAUCCCCAACUUCUGGGUCACAACAUUCGUCAACCAUCCACAAGUUUCAGCUCUUCUGGGGGAGGAGGAUGAGGAAGCACUUCAUUACUUAUCAAGGGUGGAGGUCACUGAGUUCGAGGAUAUCAAGUCUGGAUAUAGAAUAGAUUUUUAUUUUGAUGAGAAUCCGUACUUUGAGAACAAAGCCCUCUCCAAAGAGUUUAAUGUAAAUGAGAGCGGAGAUCCUGUUUCCAAAUCAAGUGAAAUCAAAUGGAAAGCCGGAAAGGACCUGACAAAGCGUACAGGUCAGACGCCAAACAAAGCUGGGAAGAAAAGGCAGCAUGAGGAGCCAGAGAGCUUCUUCACCUGGUUUACUGACCACUCAGAUGCGGGGGCUGAUGAGCUGGGAGAAGUAAUCAAGGACGACAUCUGGCCUAACCCACUGCAGUACUAUCUGGUCCCUGACAUGGAAGACGAGGAAGGUGAUGGCGAUGAUGAUGAUGAUGAUGAAGAGGAGGGUCUGGAAGAUAUUGACGAGGGGGAGGAAGAAGAAGAUGAAGAUGAGGACGGUGAUGGAGAAGAUGGAGAGGAUGACGGUGAGGAUGAUUAAACAUUUCAGCCAACCUUUUCCCAGUCCUCCCUCUGUGAUCAUCCUACAACCCAUGGGAACAAAUUUUUUUUUUUUUUUUUUUUUUUGGGG